UGGAUUUAUAAAAUCAAAAAGAUGAAGUCCAACACGUACGAGCUGCACAACUACGCCGCCGAUCUGAAUGACAUGGAUAUGCCGGAGGCGAAGGAUUCGCGGAAAAGGAAGACGGCCAGUGCCCGGAGUGGUGAAAAGUAUUCCCUAAGACAGAAGCGACAGAAGAGAAAUGCCAUCGAGGAGUCGGACUCUGGUCACCUGCCUGACUUUCAACUGGAAUUGGAUCCCAUUGUUGAGCCGGCGGCUAGUAAAUCGAGGAAAAAUACACCCACAAAGGCCAAGACGAAAGCACCGCCAUUGAGUAAAUAUCGCCGGAAGACAGCCAAUGCCAGGGAACGUACCAGGAUGCGAGAGAUCAACACGGCCUUCGAGACCCUCAGACAUUGUGUUCCCCAGGCCAUAACCGGUGAGGAUGCGGCCAAUGCCAGUGAAAAGUUAACCAAGAUCACCACCCUACGUUUGGCCAUGAAAUACAUCACCAUGCUGAGUGAUUCCAUCCAGGAUCCAAGCUAUGAGAGUGAAUUUAUUGGCGAAUGCCUGGAGGAGAGUGCCAAUCGGGAGGCAAGACUAGAUUCCGAUCUGGCCGAGGAAGCGGAAGUGGAAGUGGAAGCGCCAUUGAUACCACCAGCAGCGGUUAAGAAACCAGCCAAGGCCAAGGGAGCUGGCAAGAAGAGCUCAGCGGCUAGUAAGAGGCAGAACCAAAAGCUGGCCAAGACAGUGCCUCAAAUUACGCCAAUUAGUUCCGGGGAAUCCUGUUAUGCCACCUCAUCCAUAGGAUCGCCUGCCUCCUCCGCCUAUGCCUCGUUAUCCUCGUCAUCCAAUAGCCAUAGCAGCAGUAGCAGUCCCGGUCUGGAAGUGGAUAGUUUGGUGGGAUUACACGGAAUCAGUGAUUUGGAUACUCUCCUCUUGGAAGCCUCCGAUGGUGACUCCCUGACCUGCCUGAGUCCUGGCUACGAGAGUCUGCUAACCGGAAGUGGAGAGUCCCUGUUACCCGGAUGUCGUGGUGAUAUACCCAUGUCCGGUUUGGAAAAAUCAGAUGUUGAACUCAGUCUUCGUUUGUUGGAUCAGAGAUCAGCGGACUCCUUUGACUUUGGCAGCGAUCAGCAACCCUCGGCCUGCAUUAGCUCCCUGGCCAGCCUGGAGGGUUAUCCUUUUAGCGAUUUGCUGCAAAGUGAUUUUCCCGACAUGUUUCUCACGUGACGCGUAUUUCAUUAGUAUCCUUCGAAGCUUCUGUUAAGCCCGUAACCCUCGAUUUAAGUAAGCCUGCGAGUUGUAGUCCAACUCUUACAUUUAGCAAGCGCCCUUGUGGCGGAAUUCAUUGUGUCAUAGAAAGCAGUUAUUGGGAUUUAUACAUUAAAUCUGAAGAAUAUAAAAAAAGAGAGAAGAGGAGCUGCUAACAAUCGCCACAUCCACAUGAUAACUCAACUAGUGAUCUAAGCAUUUCUUUGUGAAGCAUUUUCUCGUUAUCGUGUAAAUAAAGAGCACCAAGUGUUGUUUCAUUACUUUAA
Drosophila serrata is the source of this 1508-nucleotide messenger RNA. RefSeq names its product Helix-loop-helix protein delilah taxi (gene tx). Lineage: Eukaryota; Metazoa; Arthropoda; Insecta; Diptera; Drosophilidae. The record is from RefSeq and is a predicted model, not a curated record. Gene Ontology annotation, biological process: positive regulation of transcription by RNA polymerase II; anatomical structure morphogenesis. Gene Ontology annotation, molecular function: protein dimerization activity; E-box binding; DNA-binding transcription factor activity. Gene Ontology annotation, cellular component: nucleus.